CAUCUUGCCUUGAUUAUGGUCAGGUGAGCUCACAGAAGGCCGGGCCUUAUUGGGUGUAGACCCCUCAUGCGUGAUCGUUUUCCCUAACGUUACUGGGACGAACCUCUAUCAUGUCCAGUUCCCAAUUCCCAGCUCAGUCUGCGUCUCCUCUCGGUAAACUCGGUAUCGAGGCUGCCCUCGAGGCUGCUGCAGACCCAUCCAUCACACCAAAGCCCAAGAUCUUCGAUGAGUUCGCGCUAACCGACCGCGUUGGGCUUGUCUCCGACGGAAAUAGGGGCCUUGGCUUGGAGAUGGCUCUUGCAUGUUGCGAGGCUGGUGCACGUGUCGUAUACUGCUUCGAUCUUCCAGAAAAGCCAUCAGAUGAAUGGAUCGCAAGCAGAGAUUACGUAGCGAAGCUAGGGAAUAACUCGCGGCUGGAGUAUUUCAGCGCGAACGUCACUGAGCAGCAGGCGCUUUGGAAAAAGACAGAGGAGAUUGGUGAUAAAGAGGGAAGAAUGGACUUUUGCAUCGCUGCGGCUGGUAUUCUCAGGUCACACAUAGACUGCCUGGAAUACCCGGCAGAGGAGUACAGAGAGGUCCUGGAUGUCAACGCCAGUGGUGUCCUCUUCACUGCGCAGGCUGCUGGCAGACAGAUGUCGCGAUUCGGACGCGGUGGCAGUAUCAUUCUUAUCGCAUCAAUGUCAGGCAGUAUCACUAACAGGGGCCACGCCUGGGUAUCGUACAACAGCUCCAAAUCAGCUGUCCUGCAGAUGGCUCGUAGCACGGCUUGCGAGCUUGGCGAAAAGAAGAUUCGCGUCAACUCGUUGUCUCCAGGAUAUAUCCACACCAGUGUGACUGCAGCGUAUCUGGACAAACAACCGCACCUUUUCAAUGUUUGGUCUAGUAUGAACCCUCUGGGUCGACUCGGACGCCCUGACGAGUUGCGCGGUGUAGUGACGUGGUUGGCAUCUGAUGCAUCGACGUUCUGUACGGGUAGCGAUAUUAUCGUCAGCGGUGGUCAUCACUCCUGGUAAUGGAGCACUCGAAGGGCUUGCUUGUAGGAGGCUUGUUGGCAUGUAUGAUUAUUGUAUUUGUUAUAUUGGUCUGAGGAAGAGCCAGGAUGCCGUGGACUCUCUAUUGCUCCCUAU
Suillus plorans is the source of this 1127-nucleotide messenger RNA. RefSeq lists its product as uncharacterized. The coding region runs from base 111 to 1013 and encodes 300 amino acids. The record is from RefSeq and is a predicted model, not a curated record. Gene Ontology annotation, cellular component: intracellular anatomical structure. Lineage: Eukaryota; Fungi; Basidiomycota; Agaricomycetes; Boletales; Suillaceae. The transcript has 6 exons. Gene Ontology annotation, molecular function: oxidoreductase activity, acting on NAD(P)H, oxygen as acceptor.